UCAUUUAGCUUUAUAAUAGCAUCGGUUUAUACAUUUAACUGUAAUAUUAUUUUUGAUUUGAUUUUAUUGAAAACAUUGUUGACAUUUGAGUGACAUUUUUGACAUUUUUGAAUUGUGAUUCCAAACCCUUGAACUAGCCUAUAUACACAAACAUAUGUGAGUGGGUGUGACAGAUACUGUUAUCAGACUUGAAACACUUCAGGCUGUUGUUCUCUGGUGCUCCGCCUCCCCUGCAUACUGUUCUGAACAGCCUGUUGAAUCUGUUGCACUUCUGUGUACAUGAAUCCAUCUGGACAUAUUUUGUAAAGUACUCACAUAUUUUGAAGUCUGGCUGGCAUUUGAUCACUCCCACAAUUUCAACAAUGCAUAUUUACAGCAUAUCUGUCAUAACUACACAGAUGCCUCUUGCCCUGUAAUGAUAGCUAUAGGCUGGACUGCUGCUCAGUGUUGGCCUACAGGGUUUAAAAUGGUUCAUGUCAAACUGGAACAUCGCUUUUCUUAUGUGAGACUCACUGCUGUCUCUGAGCUUGCCACAGUUACCUUUAGUCUAGUUUUGACAUGAGCUGAAGUGAGCCAGGUUUUAAUCGUUUCUCAAUGCAUGAUGUGCAACCCUGUUGUGUUCCUUCAUGCAUGGGAGUGGUUUUAGAAGUAAGGCAAAGUGUCCCUCUCUUAAAACAGCAGAAUUUGGGUGAUUUACUGAAAGCUUUGAGGGUUUAAACCCACAGCGUCAAGAUGUCACCGCUGGUUCUUGGAGUUGGUGCUUGCUUAGCCGGGUGGAUCGCUCUUUAUGCUCUGCUCUGCUACACAAAUGGCUCUUGUGGCUAUGAAUGGAACUGUCGGCUGGUUACACUGUUCCACGGAAUCCUGGCAAUCUGCAUAACUGCCUACAUAGGCUACAUAGAUGGACCUUGGCCUUUCAGCUACCCAGGAACAAAGAACACCACCCUCCAAAUCUCAGCUAUGGUGCUCAGUCUGGGUUACUUCAUCUUUGACAUGGGCUGGUGCGUGUACUUUCAGACGGAGGGCUUGGUGAUGCUGGCCCACCACACUGUGAGCAUUCUGGGUAUGCUGCUGACCCUGUGGCUGGGCGAGUCUGGCAUCGAGGCGUGCGCUGUCAUCUUCGGCAGCGAGAUCACCAACCCCCUGCUGCAGACGCGCUGGUUCCUGAAGCACUCAGGCCGCUACGACACCUUCCUGGGUGACCUGGUGGACGUCCUGUUUGUGCUCUUGUUCGUGAUCAUGCGAGUGUUCGUGGGUGGCGCCAUGCUGUACUGUGAGCUGAUCUCACCGAGGCCAAAGUUCUUCAUCAAGUGCGGCGGUGUAGCCAUGUACGUUCUGUCGUGGAUAUUCGUGGUCGACAUCACCCGUUUUGCCUACCAUAAAAGCAGCGUAAAGUACAAGCGCUGGAAGAGCCGUCAUGUACAGGCUGAUGUCAACGGCCAAGAGAUUAAGAGGGAAUAAGAGAGCUCUCCUCAAACUAAAGAGACUGCCUCCAGUUUCUCAACUUGGACAUCAUUCCUACCAGCGAAUACAUCUCUGCAGCUGUUAAAUGUUUACUUGUUCUCAGACAUGAUUUUGUCUAACCUGAUUAACAUUUUUUAUGACUAUGUAAACGUCAUUGCCACACACUGGCUUUUAUUUGUGGUAAAUACAUAGUACUUGUAUUGCUUAAUUGUUAUUAAGCCACACUGAAAUGUUUUGAUAGACUUUUUUAACUUGUGCAAUAUUACAAAGUCAUCACAAAAUAUGACACAUUUUAAGUUUUUUUUUUAAACAGAUGACUAAAACUAAUAAAAAUGCUAAUGAAAGCAAAAAUGA
Molecule: messenger RNA, 1818 nt
Organism: Colossoma macropomum (tambaqui)
Lineage: Eukaryota; Metazoa; Chordata; Actinopteri; Characiformes; Serrasalmidae
Gene: tlcd5a
Product: TLC domain containing 5a
Exons: 3
Coding region: 733-1461 (242 amino acids)
Cellular component (GO): membrane
Source: RefSeq, a predicted model, not a curated record